AGAAUGCGGAAGCCAACCACUGUUUUGUACUUUGUACACAACAUUCCACAUGUAUUGCUACUGUCAUUUUGACCUUGACUGUCUCUUUUUAUAUUAGAAAAUGGCAAUGUCAGCGCUCGUCCACGUUCUCAUACCCUUCCUGCUUUGCAUUGCGCUUGCAAACACUCACAUUUUCGACAAAGUUUUGGUGGAUGUCGCGUAUGAUCACUAUGCGGAAAAGAAAGUCGACAACCUUCCUGCAUUCUUGGCAAUGCCGUUUAACUGUCUGAUAAACUUGGGAUACAUAUUAUUAGGUAUCUACUGGAUCUUGCAACCGAUGUCAGACAAUAGAGACACCUGUGCAGCCGUCUACACCAAAGACGUGUUUGCGCUAAUGGCAGUGACAUAUGGACCGGUGCAGUGGGUCCGCUUGGCCACCUUGCGGCGCGCGCCCUCUGUUUUGGACCAGUGGUUCACUUUACCUAUUUUUGCGUGGGUGCUGGUGUGGUGUCAUGUCGUUGACAAAGGCUGGUCGUCCCGUUACGCCUUGAUGGUGGAAUCGUGCUCUGUCCUCAGCUAUGGACUGGCGCUCUUUCACGACCGAGGGUUUGAAGUAGCCCUGGGUUGUCACAUCGCCUUCGCUGUGUUCAAAGGCGUCCGAGCGCAGGUGAACCUCGGAGACACUGCGUCCAUGCGCUACCUCUGCUUGGCCCUGCUGUCCUGCGCUGGUUUCGUGGUUCUCAAGCUUCUGGAUCAUUCUCUUGCAGAGUACUGGGUGUUUCUAAAUUUUUCUGGAAAUUUUUGGUGGAUAGUUUGCGACAUUCUGCAGUUUCAUUACAGCUUUUGUUUUCUCACCCGCCUUAGUGAAAAUGCACACAAACGCUCUUCAUAAAUGCACGUACAUUUAUUCAGCUGAAUAAUAAGGCAAUGAACAUGACAUGUACGAACCCUAAUUUAGUCUUGUCUUCAACUGUAAUAUUGUGUCACUGAGGCAUGAGGCAUUUUAAUUGUGUGUGUGUGUGCUUAUGUGGUUUAUGAGGACACAUGGGUAUGACAGAGGUAUUAUAUCAUGAAGGUGAUUUAUGAGGACACCUUCGGUGUCCCCGUAAUUCAGAAGGCUUAAAAAUCAGUCAGAUUGUGUUUUUUUGAAAAUCUAAAAAUGCACAAAGUUUUCUGUAAAGGGUAUUUGUAGGGUUGGUGUAGGCUGUUACAGUAUAAAAAUCAUUAUGCAUAUGAAGAGUCCCCAUAAACCAUAAAAACCAAUGUAUGUGUGUGUUUACACAUUCACUAUUUGAUGCAUUUUAAUGUGUGUGUGUGUGUGUGUGUGUGUGUGUAGCUCAUGAUGUCAUGUCCUAAGCUUCAUUCUCAGGUUUGUCAAUUUGAAGAUGAAUAGAAAAUGAAUGUAAAUGCACAGUAUAAUUAUGGAUAGCCUUGACUUGCCUUAACAUUAAAGCAAAACAUCUUUAUCAUUUUUA
Messenger RNA from Cyprinus carpio (common carp), 1454 nucleotides. It is a transcript of the gene tmem187, whose product is annotated as transmembrane protein 187. NCBI's taxonomy places the organism in Eukaryota, Metazoa, Chordata, Actinopteri, Cypriniformes, Cyprinidae. The record is from RefSeq and is a predicted model, not a curated record. Gene Ontology annotation, cellular component: transport vesicle. The transcript has a single exon. The coding region runs from base 101 to 871 and encodes 256 amino acids.